GCUACUUGAUACUCGCACCUCGCUUUCGAACGAAAACAGAACCAACCGUUGCAAGUGAAACAAAAUAUGUCAUGCAUAAAUUACUACCACUGCUGGAGCUCAGAAUCGGCCUGGGUGCAGAGCGGGAGGAAAGUCACUGGAUUUUUGCCUCCAAGGCUGCCUCGUGGCACGGUUUCCGUUGUUUGGGGAACAACAACCUACAAUUUCCAUACGGGAAGCCCGUGGACGUGCUGUAAUCGGCGUAUCGGGUUCGAAAGGUGAUCGGCCAUUGUCGUCGUGUUACCCGAACUAGUUCUCUCCACCCCCGCGAAGUCCUGACCUGUCUGAGCAAGUUUGUACUUGACAUAUCUGGCCUGGUCAACCUGUCAAGGCAAGCAACAGUGCGCUCCAUCAGUCAACGUACUGGACACCAGGGCUGGACACUCAAUAAUUUUCUUUUCGCCAUCUGUAGUUUUCACACAAUAUGGCAAGCGUAGAUAUCACAAACAGUACUCCCGCCACGAGUACGGAUUUGUCCACCACACACAAUGCCUGCUCGGCCAUGUCGAGUGUUGGCCCGGAGAGAGAGGAUUUCUACCGGCAGAAAUUCGAAGCGGUAAGCCAGAUGCUGGUAGCACUGAGCGAGGAAAAUAAGUCCCUAAAAAUCCGCCUAAACGGGGUACAGACUCUACAGACUCUGCUGUCAGAAGCGAGAGAAGAACUCGCUGGCAAGCACCAGCUCAUAAGGGACAUGGAAACCAAGAUCGCAGAUCUGCAAGCCAUGAUAGCGAAACUUGGAGGUAACAGCGGGGAUAGGAGUAUUCUGCAGGGGGCGAUCGUCGUGCCUGGAGUGUCAAAGGAACUUGUGGAUAAUCUGAUCAGAGAAAAUGCCAAGUUGAAACAGAUGCUGAGGGGUUCACGCGAAAACAGUGGCCUUGUAGAUGACAAGACUGAUACAGAAAAGCAACUCCAGAUGUGCCAAGAGCAGUAUCACAGAGACAUGGCAGCAAAGGACCAUGAAAUCAAAAAGUUACAAGAGCUCCUCGCUGCGUCGGACAACGACAAGGACGUGGAGAUCGCGAGGCUCCAGAAGGCGCUGAAGGACGCCCGCAACGUCGAUCACACCCGUGACGUUCUGUGCCAGUCGCUGACGGAAGAGACUCAGACCUUGAAGACACGGUUAGCGGCCACUGCGCAAAUGUGCAAUGACCUGGCACUCAAGCUGGACAGCAAGGAACGGAUGUUAUCACAAGCACAGAACUCCAUGCAAAUGUCCGUUACAGGACAGUUGGGCAAGGUUUCCCUUGGUGAGGGGUCCAGCACUGAUGCCCAAAACAGGGCAAUCAGACAACUGGAGCAAGAAGUGAACAAGCUGAACACACAGCUCAGAGAGGUUGUUGACAUGAACACACGCUGGCAAGCUUACAAUGAUCAGAGGGAAACUACGUCAUCACGCUACAAGGGAAGGUCUCGGAGCACUCACAACUGGCAGACAAGCUACAAAGAGACAAUGGGCAACUGCAAGCUCGGAUUGAAGAGCUACAGAACAUGCCACAGUCAGCGAGCGGCGGGGGACUGUCGGAGGAACAACAGCGGUACUUUGACAACCUACUUCUCACAGCAAAGAAGAACCUUGAGGAGCAAAGAGAGGAAACAGAAGAGCUUCAAGGUUCAGAAUAAGCUUGUGCGGAUGACGGAGAGGUACGAGAUGGAGAAAGAGAAGACACAGCAGAUGGAGAGAAGGAUGGAGGCCAUGGAGGCGGAGCAUGCUCAGUGCAAACAAACCCAGAACCAGGAGGAGAUCGUGGACAUGUUGAAACAACAGCUCCAGGCAUAUAAAGAAGACUUUGAGGAAGAGCGGCGUGACCGUGAGCGGAUGCAGGCGCGGCAGGAGAGCGUUGAGGAGGAACUGGCAACAUCUAAGGCGACAGUCCGACAGCUGGAGGCACAGCUUCACAGAGAGAAGAACCAAAAACAGUUCCCUCCUGUUUAUCAUGUUCAGUAUGACCAGCAGAACGCCCUUCGAGCAAGGUCAGCCAAUAGGCACACACCGUACGCAGUUGGUAAUCGUUUCAACUACGGCUUUGACGUGGUGGAUGGCGACAUUGUCGCUGACGGUCCAUCUGAAAAUAAUGACGAGGACAAAGGGGAGACACGGGAGGAGAGAAGGCGAUCACGGCGGAGGGAAACAGACAUCCUGCAGUGUCCCAAGUGUAAGAGGGAAUACACAAAAGACAGGCAUAAUGAACUAUUGGAGCAUAUCGAUCUGUGCUAUGACUGAAGUUUUCACUUGCACUUUUACCAAUUGUAGAUAAAAGUGAGUUGGUAAAAGUGCAAGUGAAAACCUUCAUGUGGGACAAAAAUGCACUUGCCCACAUGCAAGCAUACGUUCCUACAUUAAUGAAAUAUGUUUUUUUGUGACCUGUAUAUUGUAACCUUACAUCUGUUCCUUUUACCUAAUAUCAUAUCAAGAUGUAUCCAGUAAAGUUCUUGAAAGUCAAAGACUAUGAAAUAAUUUCAUGGCAGGUCUUUUGAAAAUCAACUUCUUGGGAAAACUUUCCAUAUGACAAGUUGCAAUGACUCAAGCUUACAGAUAGCUGUAUGCUUCCAUCCUCCUAGGCACGGUCCCCAACCAGCUAAUCGCGUUACUGACCGCCCUGCUUGUAAAUAUUGAUGAGCUUACCAUUAUAUGGGAACCAGGCAAUCAGCGCCCAAUCAGGCCUUUGCGAGAUUCCUUUUGAAAACUGAAAGGCUGUUCUCUGAUUGGCUGACAGCUGGUUUGUGGCGACGCUCACAGUAACAGGGGGUGGCCCUUCAGAUAGCAGGGUCCCCACAUAGGUGAUUAGCUGGUUGGGGACCAUGCGUAGGAGGAUGUAUGCUUCAUCAUACGAUGUAUCAAAGUCAUACAACCCAAAAAUUAUGGACUUGGAUUGAGAGAACACCACCAUAAAAUGUUACGCUGAAUAGCUGUGAUGCCAUAGGUCAUCUACAUGAUAAAAAGUUGACUGUAGGUAAAAGAUGCACGCAUGUAAAUAUUGACCAAAUACUUGUGUACUUGUACAUACUGUGAGUUGCAUCUCUUCAAUAGAGGAAAGAGAUUGAAUACAGCAAAAUUUCAAUAUUAAACUAGCUCUCUUCCAAUAGGCAAGCCAAACAGAAUAAUGUCUUCAUAUAUGAUGUUGAGCAAGGACAAGAGCAGCUAGGGAAAAGUGCAAAAGCAGAACAUCACAUUUGUUGAUUCUAUUAAACUUGAAAAUCUAAGUCGUAAA
Messenger RNA from Branchiostoma floridae (Florida lancelet), 3248 nucleotides. RefSeq names its product TNFAIP3-interacting protein 2-like. Gene Ontology annotation, biological process: regulation of phosphatidylinositol 3-kinase/protein kinase B signal transduction; mitotic cytokinesis. The transcript has 11 exons. Bases 464 to 2260 code for a protein of 598 amino acids. NCBI's taxonomy places the organism in Eukaryota, Metazoa, Chordata, Leptocardii, Amphioxiformes, Branchiostomatidae. The record is from RefSeq and is a predicted model, not a curated record.